AUGGAGGCGGCAUUGGUUGAUGCCGAGAUGAAGAGAUGUGCUGCUGAGGAGGAACUAUUUUUCAAACUUCCUAAUCGAAUUGAAGUGUGCCUUCCUGGUAGAAGAACUAUCAAUGGGCUUUUGGGACUAUAUGAUGACGAUAUUGCUCUUGUCACAUCGUUUGGCCUCCAAGCUGUCCAUCCUGUAGAUCUGGAUCUUGAAGCAACGCCAAAAUUUCUCAGAGUACCACUUUCUCUGUUGUUCGAGGCUGUACUUGGAGGACCACUUAUGGUAAAGACGCUUAAUGGAAAUGGUGUGAGAUUUCUUGGGAUGAACCUUGGUUGUUAUAAUGAGGAUGCAAAUGUGAAAUACCGCUUCCUUCCCAUGAAGUUACUUCAUGAACGCUUGAAGCAUUUUCAGAUAGUCAAUCCUAAAGAACUCCACUUCCGUGAAUAUUCAUUGCCUAAAGAUGUAUCAAGCAUAGUCCCUUCAGGAUUUGUGAGAACAAUUAAUCGUAUAAAAUCCUUAGGCUAUCCCAUGCCGCCGCCGCUUAUGCUUGAGCUAGAUGGGCAAUUGCUUAAUCGUUUUGAAGGGUACUUUGGUGAAGUACGUGCUUGGAAAGGGUAUCCUUUCGGUUAUCCACCUGUUGGUUCUGAGAAACGUGUCUGGGAGCAUCUUUCAAAAGAAGUUGUGACAAAUAUAUCACGUCGUGUUGUCAAACUUGCUUCAUUCAAUGGGCCGAGUAGGUUAUUUGCAUGCACAGGCUUGCUUAUAAGGUGGCAUGCGCACACCUUCAUCCUGACUUUAGCCAGUUUGGUUAGAAGCCGCCUUCAUCAUGAAAAAAUUGAUAAUAGUUUGACGAUUGAGGUGUUCCUCCCACCAAAUCAACGUGUUCGUGGGACAUUGGCAUUGUAUAACUUAAAUUAUAAUUUUGCUAUUGUCAGUGUUGAGAAGAAUUUCCAUGCUAUUCGUCCAGAAGACAUUUUCAAUAAAAGUCCAAUGGCAUCUAAAAAAGUAGUAGCUGUAGGGAGAGACGCAGAUCAAGGACUGUUAAUGGCAUCAAUUGGUGAAGUGAAGCGUAGAAACAAGGAAACUGAACUUAACUGCAGAGAUCUUAAGCUGUCCACUUGUAAAAUCAAUAAGGCUGGGAUUGGAGGCCCUCUUGUUGAUGUUAAUGGGAGUUUUGUUGGCAUGAAUUUCUAUGAUGGGAGUAAACUAACUCCUUUCUUGCCAAGAGUAAGAUUGUCAAUGCUUUGAGAGGAGUGAAAAAUUUUGCACUACCACUGAAAAGGUUUUUCUUUUUACCUGGCCUAAUAGUACUUAUUAUAUGGACUUACGCUGAAAAGAUAUGUUGGAUGCUAGAGGAUUAUCCUACAACGGAUGUGUUGUUCCUGUGCAAAUAAAUAAUAAAGGUGCUCCAGUGCGCAAGAAGCGGAAAAUGAAAACCAGGUAUUCUUUCUGUUUUCUCAUUGCCAGUUGUUGCUAGAUAUUCGACAUCCAACUUGUAUUGGAAAAAAGUAUAUUUUGUAUAUGACAAGUGGCCUGUGCCCGAGCCAUAUUGAUGUCAUGGUGCACUUGAUGUGGAUAGAUAUGAUGUACCCAUGCUUCCUGGAAGGAGACUUCAUUGGGCUAAUCACAAUAGGCGUUUUAUAUCCCUGUUUCCAAGAAUGCCACAUCAGCUUAGGGGAUGAAUGAAAUAUUAUACCUCAAUGGAGAGUUUCAUUUUACUGAUUCCAAAGCUAAUCAGUAUAAUUAAAUGCUAGUUGAUCUAGUGGUGCAUGGGAUCCCCCAUGAAACAACGGCGGUCACAGUGGUUGUUUCACGCUAUUUCCAAUGUCUUGGAAACGAGUUAGCAGAGUGUCGUGGGGAUAAAACUGGUUCCUUCUCUUCCCUCGUUAAAUCAGUGCCAUAUCAUCAAAAAUGCUGAUGUGUCAUGGUAAUUAAUG
This is a messenger RNA of Panicum hallii, 1925 nucleotides long. RefSeq lists its product as uncharacterized. NCBI's taxonomy places the organism in Eukaryota, Viridiplantae, Streptophyta, Magnoliopsida, Poales, Poaceae. The transcript is spliced from 10 exons. Bases 1 to 1236 code for a protein of 411 amino acids. The record is from RefSeq and is a predicted model, not a curated record.